Emericellopsis cladophorae is the source of this 1767-nucleotide messenger RNA. RefSeq lists its product as uncharacterized. The transcript is spliced from 4 exons. Gene Ontology annotation, molecular function: alpha-1,2-mannosyltransferase activity. NCBI's taxonomy places the organism in Eukaryota, Fungi, Ascomycota, Sordariomycetes, Hypocreales, Bionectriaceae. Gene Ontology annotation, biological process: protein N-linked glycosylation. The record is from RefSeq and is a predicted model, not a curated record. The coding region runs from base 1 to 1767 and encodes 588 amino acids. Gene Ontology annotation, cellular component: endoplasmic reticulum membrane.
AUGCCGCCCGCCCACGCGAGCCCCGAGUUCGUGCAUCCCGAGGCCUCGCACGCUCGGAAAAAACUCCCGAGCGUCUACGUGAUCAAGCCAAUCCGGGCAUUUGGAUAUUUUCUUGCCGCGGCGCUUGUCUCCGCAUUCUUCGCGCCGAUACAGGAUUGCGACGAGACCUUCAAUUACUGGGAACCCACACACUACCUCUCGCAUGGCUACGGGCUCCAGACUUGGGAGUACUCCCCUGACUAUGCCAUCCGGAGCUGGCUGUACAUUGCCCUGCACGCGGUGGUGGGGAAUUUUAGGCGCAUUCUGCCUCACCCCGACAAGGUUGCCGAGUUCUACUCUGUCCGCAUCGGUCUAGCAUUUGUCUGCGCGUUUUGCCAGACCCUCAUGUACCAGUCUGUGACCUUGGCCAUCAAUGGUCGGAUCGGCUUCAUCUUCCUCAUUGCUCUCAUCACCAGUCCUGGCAACUUCCACGCUAGCACAGCCUACCUGCCUUCGAGUUUCGCCAUGUACAUGUGUAUGCUAGGCGCAGCAGCGUUCAUGAACUGGCGCGGGGGACUGAAAACGACACAGGGAAUCACGUGGUUUGCCGUCGCCGGCGUCCUGGGAUGGCCCUUUGCCUCGGCCCUGUGUGCGCCAUUCGUGUUGGAGGAGAUUGUUCUCAUGGCCUUUGGUGAUUCCAACGCUCUAUUCGAGUCCUUUAUCAGGCUGGGCAAGGGCGUCAUUGCUGGCAUUGGCGACGCGCUUGUGAACCUCUUCUUCUACAAGAAGCUGGUCAUUGUCCCCUGGAACAUUGUCAAGUACAAUAUUUUCUCCACCGACAGGGGCCCUGAUCUGUACGGCACUGAGCCGUGGACCUUUUACUUCAAGAACCUCCUCCUCAACUUCAACAUCUGGUUCAUCUUGGCCAUGCUGGCUUUGCCACUGUUCGUGCUGUCAAAGGUGGUGGCGCCAUCCAACCAGGGUAUAUCGUCCGGUCUUCGCACCAUUGUUUUCACCGCUCCCUUCUACAUGUGGCUGGCCAUCUUUACAUCUCAGCCGCACAAGGAAGAACGCUUCCUGUACCCGGCAUACCCCUUCCUGGCUCUCAACGCAUCCCUGUCUCUCCACAUCAUGUUGACGGCCAUCGGGUCCUCCGACCGCACGACGCUUGUCGGCAAGAUCCCAGCCCGCCUCAAGGUCCUUGCCGUCGGGUCGGUGCUCGGGCUAUCAACCUUGCUGUCCGCCGGUCGGGCACUUGGGCAAUACAGUGGAUUUUCCGCACCUCUGAAGGUCUACGAUCCUCUGCGCCAGGAUGUCGGUCGUAACGGAGACCUGGUAUGUCUGGGAAAGGAGUGGUAUCGCUUUCCCUCGUCAUAUUUCCUUCCACGCGACAUGCACGCCAAAUUUGUGCGGUCCGAGUUCCGAGGUUUGCUCCCCGGAGAGUUCUCGGAGGCGCGUACCGGCUUUGGGUUCUGGAGCGGCACAUGGCUUCCCACGAGUGGUUUCAACGACCGGAACGAGGAAGACCUGACUAAAUACGUCGAGCUGCCCAUGUGCUCUCUUCUUGUCGACACCCAGUACCCGGAGCGGACAGAGCCCCUGCCGCCCAACGAGCCGGACUACAUCGCCGACGUGGACACGUGGGACAUUGUCCGCUGCGAGCCUUUCCUCGAUGCUGCCAACACGCACAUUCUGUCGCGGAUCUUGUGGAUUCCAGACCUGGCCGUUGUGCCCGACAAGUACAUGCGAAAGUGGGGACGUCACUGCUUAUUGGAGAGGAAAAAGUAA